AUGCGACCUACCACAACAAUAAAGUUGGGUGCUCUCGUCGCCGGUCUCUUGGCAACUACUGCUGAGGCUGGUCCUCUCAGGAGUCGUCCAGUACAGAGUCAGGCGUCGUUGCAGAAGAGACACGAUGGGGAUGAUCAUUCAACAAUAGGAGAGGGCGGUGAUGGAUCAACAACGAUUGUGGUGUCUUACACGAUACCAGGGUUCAUUGGGGUCACGACGGACUUCCCGAGUGACUACUUUGGGAAGUCUUCGACGUCGACGGGCGCUGGGGUGGCUAGCAGCAGUGGUGCGGUCGUGCCCGGGGGAGUGUUUGUGACGGCGUCUGGAUCCGCAGCAGCGUCAUCGAGUUCUGCGGUUGCCUCAUCCAACAUCCUCAACAACCUCCCCACCGCCGUCACCGGCGCCCUUCCCUCCGCCACGACCACCGUCUCCCCCGAGAUCUACGCCAAGAACCUCGCCGACGCCCGCCGCUACAACGAGCAGUUCUCCAGCCUCACCAAGGACACCACCUGCAUCUCCGGCCAGGCCGCUUGCGUGGGGGGUGGCCGUGCCUACUGCAACGCCCAGGGCAAGUUCAACGUUGCUCAGUGCGGCAGUGGCAAGAAGUGCUUCGUCAUGCCCAUGACCACCGUCCAAGGCGUGCCGGAUGAGGCGGCAAAGGUUUUGGCGCCUAUUGCGGCUCCCAUUGGAGGAGGAGUAGGAGCGGUUGGUAGCAGCAGUGCUGGUGCUGGCUCGGAGGUGGUUAUUACAAGUACGGUGAAGGUUACACAGAGUUUCGGCACGGUGACCAUGACGGUGCCUCCCCCCUCUGGAUCCUCUGGAUCUGGGGGAGCGGUUGGUAGCAGCAGUUCUGGCCUGGAUGUGACCGUUACGGAUACCACCAAGGUCACUCAGAGCGUCGGUCCGGUGACGGUGACUGUUACUGUUGUUGGUCCUCCUCCUGGAGUAGCUUCAUCAUCGAGCGCGGUUGCUGUCACUACUUCAGCUGCAGCCUCGUCGGUCAUUGCCUCAGUGCCGCCUACGACAAGCUCUAUGACUGCUUCUUCAUCGAGUGUCAUCGCAGUUCAGCCUCCCGUUUCUUCUUCCGCUUCGGUCUCCUCAUCCUCCUCGGCGAGCUUGCCUCCUACAACUACUACUGAUAGCAAGACAUUCAUCACGGUGACUGCUAUUGUUACGGACGGCGGGAGCACUUACCCGAUUACCUUCACCGUGGAUCCUAGCUCGCUGCCUGUCAUUUCCCCUUCCAUCACCACCAGCAACCCUCCUCCCCUUCCUACAACCUCCACGAUCACCUUAACCACCUCAAAACCCUUGUCCACCAUACUACCCUCAACAACACUCUCAUUUCACAACGUUCCUAACCAAAGGAUUUCUACCUUUUCAGGCUCUUCAGUCUCAGUCUCAGUCCCAUCUUCAGCUCCUGCUCCAGUUACCACCAGCAGCGUUACCACAACCAGCGCUCCGAUCAUCACAAGCAGCGCCGAAAGCAGCGCCGCUUCUAGCACCACCAGCGACGACGAUCCCCUCGUAAUCAUCCCCGUCACCGGCACCGUGACGGACUUGCCUACGGAGAUUGCCAAUCUCGUUCCUGGUCCUCCUGCUGUUGCUGCUGCUGAGGUCACUUCUGCCCCUGCUGCCGCUUCUGCUGCUGUCGACAGCAAACAAGCAUCAGAAGCACAAUACUGGGCGACAGUCGACCGCCUCUUCAAACCCCCUCAAUACUCCUCCGGCAACGGGUUAAAUGGGAAUGAGAACCAUGUCAAGUUAGCAGCUGCUGUCACGGUCUCGGUGUCGACACAGCAGAUGUUCCAAACGGGGGAGGCGGUUAAGGAGACGACUACGACUACGGUUAAGGAGACGACUAAAAGAGAGACGGUCAGAGUGACGGAUACGUUGAUUCAUAAUGAGACUGCCACCGUUACGGAGACGCAGACCGUGACGGUGGCUGGGCCGGCGGUUGCUACCGCUGCGUAG
Neurospora tetraspora is the source of this 1974-nucleotide messenger RNA. RefSeq lists its product as uncharacterized. The transcript has 10 exons. Bases 1 to 1974 code for a protein of 657 amino acids. The record is from RefSeq and is a predicted model, not a curated record. NCBI's taxonomy places the organism in Eukaryota, Fungi, Ascomycota, Sordariomycetes, Sordariales, Sordariaceae.